GUCGCUUCUUCGCUCAUGAUUCAUGUGGCUGUGAGCCCUGUCAUACGCGUGUUGGGACGUCAACUAUACAGUCAUUCACACCAGAAUGAGCAGGAGAUAUGGAGAACUACAGUAAAACUCGAACCAUAGAGCAGCCAUGCAGCUGCCCAUUCACCGGUGUACCCAACGAAACACCAGAGGUUAAAGUCAAAGACGGAAGCAAAAUUCGCAACCUAAUGCGGUUUGCGCUGAGUCGCAUGGAGGAAAAACCAGCGCCAGUUGAAGGCGAGGGAGAGGGAGAGGAGAUAGAACCGAAGCGGCCCUCGGAGCAGCUAUGUCGGCAGAUCAUGUUCUCUGGAUCGGGGCCCAGCGUGUCCAAAGCCAUCACUUGCGUGGAGAUUCUGAAACGUCGAGUGCGCGGUCUGCAUCAGUACACUCAGCUUCACUACCGCAUCGUUCAGGAGAUAUGGGAGCCCUUGGUGCCCGAAGCUGGCUUGGACAGUCUGACCGUCAACAGGAAUGUGCCAGCCAUCUGGGUGCUACUCUCUAGGGAGCCCCUGGACAUUCCCCUGCCCGGAUACCAACCGCCAGGCAGCUUUGAUGCCCUCUGGGCACAGGCGACCAAGGAGGAAAUGUCAAGCCAGAGACAUGGGCAGCGGAGAAAACGAGGGGGAGGUGGUGGAGGUGGCGGAUCAGCAGGCCGCGGCAUGGGCCAGGGCAGACACGCAGGUCGCCCCAGAGAGCAACGCAGGACCAGGGGUCGUGGAGGCGGUGGGCAAGAUUAAAGGAUAACUCCAGCCGAUUUCAACAUGCAGUUGUAAUGCUCACACUACCAUGGACUUGUCAGUACCUGAGACCAGAACAGCUGGGGGCAGCUGUUUGUUUACAUUUUAAAAAAGCAUUUGUAUUUAUUCCCAAAAACAUCUGAAAGGUUAUGCAACAUCGGCAGACAACUAGUAACUAUACCUUAUGGGAUAAUAUUUGGAGUUAAGAUUUUUAAAAAUGUAAACAAAAUCUGCCCCCAUUAGAAUAGCUCAGAUCUCGGAAAGGGCUGAGCCAAAAAUGCAGCAUCACCGGGUAGCCUACUGAAAAGUCAAGGGUAGCGUGAGCAAUACAACAGCAUAUUGAAAUUGGCAGGAGUGCUCCUUUAAAGCUGGAUCGUGGACAUUCACUCGUUCUCUCGUGCAUCAUGGGAGAAAAACAUCUAAGCCAUUGUAGGCUACAUCAUGCUGUGUAUGAAUUGCACUGCACUGUGCUGCGUUAAAGAACAAGUCGACAUUCUGAACAUGGACUGACUUAGCCACACCGUACAAUAGUGUUUCAGCCGGUCUGAUGUGAACUAUGCCAUGCUCGUAUCAGUGGGCUGAAUGUCACAACCAUUUACCAGACGUGUGUUGUCAUAAGGAAAAUGAAUUGUCAGGACUCACUGAUCCAAGUUGGAACAGAUCAACAGGUGGUCAGUAUAUUUCUGGAAAGUGUAGUCCUCUAGCCCAGGGAAGGCCUUGUGUUUUUUUUAAGGGACAUUUUUGCCUUUAUUUCAAUACGACAGGUUGAGAGGUGACAGGAAAUGAGCGAGAGAGAGAGGUGGGGGGAGGAUCGAACCUGGGUCGCCGGCAUAGUAUAGUAACCCAGUGCCCUUACCCAAGGCCUUAAGUUCCACAGUAACAAGUUUAUGUUUAAGACUCAUGACUAUGAUUAGGGUGGAGGAUCCAUAAAAUCCAGGCAUCAGAUGACGAUGUCUGUUUUUUUAAGUUGUUUUCUGUGUGAUGGGUUAAUAAGAACAGUGGGAGAUGCUACUCUUGGAGUCACCUGUCUGGUUUUAUGGUUUAUGCAGAAACAGGCCAUUUGUUGUGUGAUGUUUUCACAGUCGUUUGCAAAGCAGAAGGAAAUGAACUGUUUUGAAUGACAAAUGUGAGGUGGCUGUCAGACCAAGGUACUGAGGUUGCUGGUGGUAAUAGUGACUGGUGGCUGUAGAGGGAGAGUGCAGGAAUGCCAGCAGGUAAGAGCACGCCGUAUGUAAUGUCUUAUGUUCAACUACCUAUUCAACUGAUUGUCCUUUCUAAAAUCUGAAGAGGCUUUUCUUUUUAAAUAUGUGUGUGUGUGUUUUUUUUUUUAAUCAAAAAAAUAUAUUUUUUGUUUCUCACAUAGCCUGUAACAACCAAUGUGUUUUGUGUUCAUUCAAUGGAAUGCUAACUUGCCUUUGUUCGUCUAAUAAAUCAACUGAAAUGUAAUGAU
Messenger RNA from Engraulis encrasicolus (European anchovy), 2214 nucleotides. RefSeq names its product ribonuclease P/MRP 25 subunit-like (gene rpp25l). Gene Ontology annotation, molecular function: RNA binding. Gene Ontology annotation, biological process: tRNA 5'-leader removal. Bases 99 to 764 code for a protein of 221 amino acids. The transcript has 2 exons. Gene Ontology annotation, cellular component: ribonuclease MRP complex. Lineage: Eukaryota; Metazoa; Chordata; Actinopteri; Clupeiformes; Engraulidae. The record is from RefSeq and is a predicted model, not a curated record.